Messenger RNA from Fraxinus pennsylvanica, 2961 nucleotides. NCBI's taxonomy places the organism in Eukaryota, Viridiplantae, Streptophyta, Magnoliopsida, Lamiales, Oleaceae. The record is from the annotation of a GenBank genome assembly.
AUGGCAGAGGAUUCUGAAACGGCGUGUCUAUUCAAGAGGUGUCUAAAUCUGAAGUCUCGUCACGAAUUAAGCAGGAGUGCCACAAAGAAGACAAUUGAGGUUGAUGAGCUAGUAAAAGUUAAAUUUGAGAGGGUGAGCCAUCCUCAUCGACCGCAGGUGCAGGAUUUGAAGCCACCUCUCCAUGAGGAUUUCGAAACAAGGUUAUCAACUAUGAAGAAAAUCAAGGAAGCUCUAAAGGAAAAAGAUACAAGAAUAAUUGGGAUCUGUGGCAUGCCUGGAGUUGGUAAGACGACACUGGUAAGGGAAAUAUGCAGUGAUGACGAAGUUAAGAAAUUAUUUGACGACGUUGCAUUUGCAGUUGUAUCUAAAGAUCCAGACACUAAAAAAAUUCAGGAUCAACUUGCUGAAAUGCUUGGUCUAAAAUUUGACGAAAUUACAAUCAGCGGGAGAGCUGGACGACUUCGUCAUAGACUUCAAAGUGAGGAUCGUAAUGGCAUUCUUGAAAUAUUAGACGAUGUGUGGAAAGAAAUUAAUUUGGAAGAUAUAGGAAUUCCAUCUACACAUGAUCGAUUGAAAAUUAUGUUUACUACGCGAAUUAAAGAUACCUGUAGUGAACUGGGAGCCCAAAAGGAAUUCGAAAUCAAAGUUUUGAAUCGAGGAGAAGGAUGGCAACUUUUCAAGAAUACGACGGGGAUUUCUGAUAAUGAAACUGAUGUCGAACUCAUGAGCAUAGCCAAAACAGUUGUAGACGAAUGUGGAGGUCUACCUCUUGCCCUAGUAAGUGUUGGCAAAGCACUGAAAAGCAACAAGGCUGCACAUAAAUGGAGAGAUACACUUCGACAGCUACAGUCUAGUGCUACCAAUCUUGAAGGAAUGGACAAUAUCGUGUACAAAAAUAUAAGGUUGAGCUACAAGUAUUUGGUAAGUAAUGAAGAGCGGGACUUGCUUUUGCUUUGUUCUCUAUUCGCUGAAGACGAAAGUAUUCCAAUUGAAAAUUUGGUUCAAUAUGCAAGGGGACUAGAUUUGUUUCAACAUACUGAAACACUCUACCAAACUCGAGAUCGAGCAAAGACAAUUGUCGAUAAUCUAAAAGGUUGUUAUUUAUUGCAACCGGAUGAGGAAGACAAGGUGAAAUUGCAUGAUGUUAUCAGAGAUUUUUGCGUACAUAUGGCAUAUGAAGACAAACGCGGAUAUCUGGUGAAACAUGUUGGUUUGAUAGAGUGGCCAGAACAUGAUGCUGAUGAAUCGUACAGCGCCAUCUCAAUUACAUUUGUUAAGCUGGAUCAGCUUCCAAGCGGGUUGAAAUAUCGGAACGUUAAGUUGUUACGGGUGAUAUGUCGCGAGUUGGGAGAAUGUAACAUUUCCGAAGAAUUUUUCAAAGAUAUGAAAGAUAUCAGAGUUCUUGAAUUGAAAGGGAUGUACAUUCAAAUUCCAUCAUCAAUCCAAUUGUUGGCGGGUCUUCAAACUUUGUGCUUGAUUCGCUGUAAAAUACAUUCUCAANCUCUCGAUGAUUAUUCGCCCAUUGAGUUAGAGAAUCUUUGCAACCUAAGGUCACUUGAUUUGAGGUUUCAGGAGUCAUCCUGUCCACUUCAACCUGGUGUUUUGUCGGGUAUGAAGAAACUGGAAGAGCUGUGCUUGGGACGUUACAUUCCAAUAGAAGGUGAAGACGCCAAGGUACUGAAGAAUGUUGUGAGUGAGUUAGAUGAAAAUGGUUUCAUUAACUUGAAGACAUUGUUUCUAUCAAGUGGUGAUUUCGAGUAUCUUAUUGAUGCCACCAACUCUAUUCCAAAUGGCACCUUCGGUAAAUUGGAGUCUCUCAAAUUGGAUGAUUUACCCAAGUUAAUAGAGAUAUGCAAUGGAAAUCUUCCAAGGGGUGUCAUCAAACCUCAAUUGUUCUGUAACCUUGUGAGCGUUGAGAUGUCUUGUUGUAAUGCAAUUACAAGCUUGUUUCGGGAGUCAGUUGCAAACAGCUUGGUAAAUCUCCAAAGUCUAUACAUAGAACAAUGUGAGAUGUUAGAGGAAGUUGUUUCAACGGACGCACAAGAAAAUCAAGUAACCAAAACUUGCAAAAUGCUCGAGUUUCCAAAACCGAAAGAAGUCACCCUGAGCAAUCUGAGUAGAUUUAAGAGCUUCACAUCUCAAUCAAAUAGCGGUGUUGUUCAUCAAACAUUGUUCAAUCAGAAUCAGGUCAACUUUCCUAACAUGGAGGAGUUGCAUGUUAAUGAGUUGGGUUGUAUAGUAAAGCUACUAGACAAGGAAAUGCCAGAAACAUCUCCGCUUAAAUUGAAAGUCGUGUGGGUGUCGGAAUGUGUUGAAUUGUUGACCAUUGCAGAAUCUGAUUCAAUUCAGUUAUUGCAAAAUCUUGAAGAUCUUUAUGUGUGGGAAUGUAAUGCAGUUGUCGUAUUGUUUGACUUUGAGGGUAUAAAGGUCACUAAUGAUGAUAGGCUUGGUCGAUUAACAACAUUGUGGCUGGAGUCACUACCAAAAUUGGUGCACAUUACAAUGAUGAUUCCAAAAGGAAUCCGUGUCUUCCAAAAUUUGGAAGAACUUGUUGUUGAAGCUUGUGAGAGCUUAAGAUACUUAUUCUCGCCUUCAAUAGCCAAUUCUCUUGUGGCUCUGAACAUUCUAGAGGUUUCAAAUUGUAAAUCAAUUGAAGAGAUAAUUGGAAAGGAAGAAGAAGAAGGCACUUCAGAGAAUAAAAUAGGUGAAGGAAUGAAAACCAUAAUUGAGUUCCCUAAUAUGAAACGUCUACGACUCGAGGAUCUUUCAAGUAUUCAAAUGUUUUGCUCUCAAAACUAUGAACUUGCAUUCCCUUCAUUAGAGGACUUGACCAUUGAACAGUGCCCUACGAUGAAAAAAUUGAGUCCACGGCCACCAAGUGCACCAAAGCGUAGUAAACAUACAAGAGAACGUUACAAAUUUCUUGAUAUUUCCAAUUUGUUGGAUGAGUCAGGUAUGUGA